CUGUCCCUGCCCACCCACCUUUUAAUUCUGCAUACGCUCUCUCAACAACAGGGACAGAAUUGUAAUUCAACAACAGUUUGAAGCUCCCUCAAUCUCUUGCUUAUCAUCAUCAAACGCCUAUCUCUAUCUGAAACAAUCCUCAAAUUCUCUGUUUUGUUUAGAUCGUUUGAUUUGAUCAAGUCAUCAAUGGCGACUCUCUCCGCUUACUCUUCUCCUCCAUGGCCAAAUCCAAACCCAAACCCUAACCUUCUAUCUCCACAAAACGAAGUCGUUGAAGGACUUGACUCACCGCCACCCCCACCCCCACCGCCACCAGAGUCGCAAUCCCAAUCAUACGAGACUCUUUCUUCAAUUAUGCCCCAAGAUCACUGCAUCCCCGAUCACUCGGACCCUAAUCCUAAUUAUCAUCACCACGCUCGACCAGCGGCUGACUCAUCAACUACCUCUCCGCCUUCUUCGCCGCCCAUUUCAUUACUACACCUCUCAUUUAACCAAGAUUUCGGCUGUUUCGCAGCGGGCACGGACCAUGGGUUUCGAAUCUACAACUGCGACCCGUUUAGAGAGAUCUUCCGGCGUGAUUUCGAUCGCGGCGGCGGCGGCGGAAUCGGUGUCGUAGAGAUGCUAUUUCGUUGUAAUAUAUUAGCUCUUGUUGGCGGUGGCUCAGAGCCUCAGUAUCCUCCUAAUAAGGUGAUGAUUUGGGAUGAUCAUCAAAGCAGAUGCAUCGGCGAGCUGUCAUUUAGGUCAGAGGUCAGAUCGGUGAAGCUAAGAAGGGACAGGAUUAUCGUGGUUCUUGAACAGAAGAUUUUUGUGUAUAAUUUCGCGGAUUUAAAGCUUUUGCACCAGAUUGAGACAAUUGCAAACCCUAAAGGGCUCUGUGCAGUGUCGCAUGGUGCGGGUUCUUUGGUUUUGGUGUGUCCUGGAUUACAAAAGGGUCAAGUUAGGGUUGAGCAUUAUGCCUCGAAACGGACUAAGUUUAUUAUGGCUCAUGAUUCCAGGAUUGCUUGUUUUGCUCUUACUCAGGAUGGCCAGUUGUUGGCUACGGCUAGCACCAAAGGUACUCUUGUUAGGGUUUUUAACACUGCUGAUGGUUCCUUGCUGCAGGAGGUAAGGAGGGGUGCAGAUAGAGCAGAAAUAUAUAGUGUGGCAUUCUCUUCAACUGCCCAGUGGUUAGCAGUCUCAAGUGACAAGGGCACUGUUCAUGUUUUCAGCCUUAAGACUACUCCUGGAUCCCUAGGGACUGAUAGGUCACGUAACACAACCGAUCCUAAUGUUGGUGUUUCGUCUCCCACCUCAUCUUUAUCCUUCUUUAAAGGGGUUUUACCAAAGUAUUUCAGCUCAGAGUGGUCAGUAGCUCAGUUUCGUUUGGUUGAGGGCUCUCAUUACAUUGUUGCUUUUGGUCACCAAAAGAAUACAGUGGUAAUUCUUGGAUUGGAUGGAAGCUUCUAUAGAUGUCAGUUUGACCCGGUGAAUGGUGGAGAGAUGUCUCAACUCGAAUUCCACAACUUCUUGAAACCUGAAGCAGCCUUCUGAAACGACAUUUUUAUGUUUCAAUGCCUUGCAGAGAGAUAAUAUACUAUAUUUUUCAACUCUUUGUUGGUGUUUCCGCAAAUUAACUUCAUCUAGAAAAUGCUGCAUUAUGCUGUAAAUAUGUAACUAUGCAUCUGUAAAGUGUUCUAAAAAAAAAAAAAAAAAAAAAAAGGAAAAAAAGAAAAGAAAAAAGAAGAGAAUGAGAUCAUUAUCUCUGUUUAUGUUGUAACUAUAUCUUUAUCUGAAAACAAGACUAUUCAGUCAUUUAUGAAAUCUAUAAGUUGAGAUA
This is a messenger RNA of Ricinus communis (castor bean), 1816 nucleotides long. Its product is annotated as autophagy-related protein 18a. The transcript has 4 exons. NCBI's taxonomy places the organism in Eukaryota, Viridiplantae, Streptophyta, Magnoliopsida, Malpighiales, Euphorbiaceae. The coding region runs from base 187 to 1530 and encodes 447 amino acids. Gene Ontology annotation, molecular function: protein binding; phosphatidylinositol-3,5-bisphosphate binding; phosphatidylinositol-3-phosphate binding. Gene Ontology annotation, cellular component: extrinsic component of membrane; phagophore assembly site membrane; cytosol. Gene Ontology annotation, biological process: autophagy of mitochondrion; nucleophagy; protein lipidation. The record is from RefSeq and is a predicted model, not a curated record.